This is a messenger RNA of Arvicola amphibius (Eurasian water vole), 686 nucleotides long. It is a transcript of the gene Cenpa, whose product is annotated as centromere protein A. The record is from RefSeq and is a predicted model, not a curated record. Bases 113 to 670 code for a protein of 185 amino acids. Gene Ontology annotation, molecular function: DNA binding; structural constituent of chromatin; protein heterodimerization activity. Lineage: Eukaryota; Metazoa; Chordata; Mammalia; Rodentia; Cricetidae. The transcript has 4 exons. Gene Ontology annotation, cellular component: nucleosome.
CUGUUGUCAGUGAUGCGCACGGUGCACGGUCGCCUCGCUCUUUCCUCCGACUUCGGCAGCAGGACUCGGAAGGCUUAGCGGAGGCGGCGGAGCUUGGACCCUCCUGCCAACCAUGGAUCCACGUCGCAAGGCGAAGGCCCCGAGGAGACGGCCCCCCAGCCCGGUGCCCGGACCCUCGCGGCCAGGCCCGAGCCCGCGCCGCCCGUCGAGGACCCCGACGAGACGACCCUCCAGCCCAGUUCCCGGACCCCGGCGGCCAGACCCGAGCCCGCGCCGCCCGUCGAGGACCCCGACGAGACGACCUUCCAGCCCGGUUCCUGGACCCUCGCGACCGAGCCGCAUCAGUCAAGGCGCUUCCAGUCUACGCCGAAGGCGGAAAUUUCUGUGGCUGAAGGAAGUGAAGAAACUGCAGAAGAGCACAGACCUCCUGCUGAGGAGACAGCCUUUCGGCAGAGUCGUUAGAGAAAUCUGUCAGAAAUUCACUCGCGGUGUGGACUUCUAUUGGCAGGCCCACGCCUUGUUGGCCCUUCAAGAGGCAGCAGAAGCGUUUCUAGUUCACCUCUUCGAGGACGCCUAUCUUCUCACCUUACACGCUCGCAGAGUCACCCUCUUCCCCAAGGACGUGCAGCUGGCCAGGAGGAUCCGAGGCAUCGAGGGAGGGCUCGGCUGAGCCGGCAGCGUGCCGU